ACAAAGAUCUGAAUUGACUGGUAUUACGAGAUUAAAUUCAUUGCAUUUAUUCUUUUUUGAUAGUCUAAUAAUAUUGACUAUUGUAUCCGGUUGUCCACAAUUAUCAUAGUAUAUAAGGGAAGAAAAUAUGCAUUUUACAAAUUUGAAUGAAGAUCCAACGUGCAAACAGUUAUUCUUGGUAGUACAUGUAUUGAUUUAAUUUGAAUACAAUACACAAGACGAGUGAAAAGUUUUAUACUGAACUACUACCGGUAAAAUGGCGGACCCUUUGUUGGCUGAACAAGAUGAAGAAAUAUUGAUAGAAGACCAACAGGACAGUAUUUUGAAAACAUUACGGAAAUAUUUAGGUCCAGACAGAAAGACAUUCGGAAAAGAAGACAUUGUAACUAAUCAUCAGAAUACACAAAGCUACUCUAACCGCGGAAGCUCUGCUCGAAGGGAGACUGAUGGAGAGAUAGAAUCAAUUGCACCAGCAGAUCAUUAUAAAGGUUUUGAUAUCACUUUAAGUGAACAAAAUGAAAUGGUGUUCACAAAUACUUCCAACAUGUUCACUUAUUCGUCAGAGACAAACAUACUCGAAAAGGGACCUGCGACGAAAGCGGUGAACAUUGCAGAACAACAAACAACGGCACAAGAACACAUGGACAUCUCAGACAUUGACAACCAAUACCAAUUUAACCAUAAGAGAAGAGGACACAUGGUCCUUUUUGUAAAUAACCAAAUUUUAAAUGAUGACGACCACAGAAAAGGAGCAGAUGAAGAUUUUCGCAAAAUGGAGGAAAUUAGAACUAAGUUUGGUUUUGAGCUAUUAAAUUCAGACAUGACAACAAAUCUCUCCAAGCUAGCCAUGCAAAUGGUACUCAGGAAAGCACAACAAAUUGACCAUUCUGAUUGUGAUUGCUUCGCCAUAAUGGUUAGUACCCAUGGACAAAAACUUUCAUCUCCGAGAAACAGAACUGGAGAUAUUUAUGGGCUCUCGUGUGCAGAUGGACAGAUAAUGGAAUUAAGUGAAAUAGUUAAAAUGUUUGAUGAUGCCCACUGUCCGACACUGGAAGGCAAACCGAAACUGUUCUUUAUUCAAGCAUGUAGGGGACAAAAUAUGGACGAUGGCAGCAAGAUCAGUGUGUCCGGUCCGCGCAGGACUGCAGAAAGUGGGAAUGAUUCAGGGGGAAAAUCGGACACAGCUGACACAAAAGCAAGAUAUGAAUCUCAAUCAAGAACAUCAGUAUAUGAAUCUCCUUCAAGAACACCAAGAUAUGAAUCUCCAUCGAGAACACCAAGAUAUGAAUCUUUAUCGAGAACGCCAAGAUAUGAAUCUCCUUCAAGAAUACCAAGAUAUGAAUCUCCUUCAAGAACAACAAGAUAUGAAUCUCAUUUGAAAACAGGAAGAUGUGAAUCUCCAUCGAGAAAAGUUAAAUAUGAAUCUACUUCGAAAGCAACAAGAUUUGAAUCUCCAUCGAGAACAGCAAGAUUUAAAUCUCCUUCUUCAAGUAUUGUUGCAACACUAUCAGAUGACGACACACCAUAUUUAAAUUGUUGUGAUAACGAUAUGCUCGUUAUGUUCGCAGCACCACCAGGGAUGGUAGCAUGGAGGAGCGAAGCUAAUGGGUCCUGGAUGAUUCAUCAUUUACAUGCAGUUUUGAUGGAAUAUGAUUUUAGGAAGCCCAAAAAUUUGGUGAUUGUGUUAACAAAAGUGUGUCGUUUGAUUUCACAGUGUGAAACACAUGUCCAGGAUCCAAAAUUUCACAAGAAAAAAGUUGUUUCUGUUAUCGAAAGUAAGCUUACGAAAGACAUUUUAUUUUAGAAACCAUGUCCAUUGCUACAGUAUAGUAGGAGAUGAUUCAGUUGGAAAACAAAAUAUUGACUCGCAUAUUGUUUAUAUUACGAAUUGCAUUGUACAAAAAAGUCAUAGUGCCGAAACGUCGCUAGAAUUAACUGUAAAACUAUUGUUAAAAUGAUCUUUCUAGUAUCAUUUAAGUUAGACCAAAAUUAGCCAAAUUCAGAUAUAAGUGCAUGUUAACCAUUAAUGUUCAAAGAACUUUGUUGAAUUUGAUUAUUUAUAUGAUUUUGGUUACACCAUAACUGUCAUUAUUGUUACAAUCGUGUUAUUAUUUGCUGUAAAUGUUUUCAGUAAUUUAAAUGUUUGGUUAUCGACAUUUUACUUACCAUCACAAAUAUAAUAUAUUUAUCUUU
This is a messenger RNA of Mercenaria mercenaria, 2193 nucleotides long. Its product is annotated as caspase-7-like. Gene Ontology annotation, biological process: proteolysis. The coding region runs from base 257 to 1804 and encodes 515 amino acids. The record is from RefSeq and is a predicted model, not a curated record. The transcript has 3 exons. Gene Ontology annotation, molecular function: cysteine-type endopeptidase activity. NCBI's taxonomy places the organism in Eukaryota, Metazoa, Mollusca, Bivalvia, Venerida, Veneridae.